This is a messenger RNA of Verruconis gallopava, 1168 nucleotides long. RefSeq names its product mitochondrial import inner membrane translocase subunit tim9. Lineage: Eukaryota; Fungi; Ascomycota; Dothideomycetes; Venturiales; Sympoventuriaceae. Bases 580 to 852 code for a protein of 90 amino acids. The transcript has 3 exons. The record is from RefSeq and is a predicted model, not a curated record.
GUCCGGCCCGUGGACAGGUCAACGCAGCCAGCGAGCAACAGGCAACGCGUGCAAGCAGCCACCUAGGGCCGCCCUGGAGAAUAGAGCCGGACCCGCAGACGACGCAAAAUACCGGGCUCCGCGGCCCGCACGAGGUGUUGUGACCUGGCCUUGGGCCAGUAGCUCUCUGCGCCCUAGACGCAUCAGUCUUCGUUUAUGGCCUCAGCUGCAAGCAACCGUUGGGCUGGCAAGUCGAAGAGCCAGCCUUGAGGGAGGCCUUGAAAUCUGGAACUCUUUUUUUGGUUCUUUGUUUUUCUUCCCCCUCCUUUUCGACGUCUUGGAACGUCGUUUCUGUUUGUUCUGCUGCGUGUAGUCGCGGCCAAGCAGUAGUCAUCAGCCUGGCGCACGACCCGACUGGACCCCAAGCAAAAGGUACUCUCUUCUGGCUUCCGUUUUGGGCAACUUUUUCUCCGCGCUGGACAUUCAGACUCUCCAGCAAAGCACAACCAAGGCCAAACCCAUCAGAACCUCCAGUUCCAUCUUUGGUCACCGUCAUCCAGCCUUCCCUCCCCCUUUGCAUUCCCACGCAGAACCGCCGUCAUGGACAGUCUCACCGCAGCAGAGCAGCGUGAGCUCGGCUCCAGAAUGGAGCGGAAGCAGAUGAAGGAAUUCAUGACGAUGUAUCAGAACCUCGUCCAGAAGUGCUUUGACGACUGCAUCAAUGACUUCAGUUCGAAAUCGCUCGGCUCACGGGAGGAGAACUGCGUGAUGAGAUGCGUGGACAAGAGCCUGAAGGCCAGCGAGAGGCUCGGCAACAGGUUCCAGGAACAGAACGCGGCAAUGAUGCAGUCUGGCUCUCUGCCCGGCGUGUAGACGCAUCUGCGCGCGUGAUAACCGCCUCGAGUCGUCUCGUCCCCACGACAAAGCAAAGAGACAAAAAGUGGGUUUGAGGAAACGCAUACUUGUACAUUACAUGUCGGACCAUUCUUACGGGCGAGGACGGUGCCUGGGAGGAAAACACUACUCGGAUCAUUGCGUCCGAAAGAUCUCUGCAUAAUAUUUUUUUGGGGCCAACCUUGGGGAAACAUGUGCAUGCGUCUGGUUGCUCUUGCCCGUACCCGUGCCCAUCAGAAUAGUACGGCGUACAAAAUCUGCUCUCGCCUGCGCAACGGCCCUUAUUUUCUCUGUU